AUGUACAAAUUCACCGCUGUCCUACUCAUCGCCUCUGUCGGUUUUAGUGCCGCACAAUCCCUGGCUGGUCUUCCCGCAUGUGCCAUAGAUUGUGUCCGUCAAGGCCUCCCCUCGAACUGCAACCUCGACCCCAAGUGCAUCUGCUCCUCCAGCUCUUUCAUCGACGCCAUCUCCUGCUGCGUCGCGGGCGCCUGCAGCGUCAACGACCAGAACGCCACCCUCACCUACGCCCGCACCAUCUGCGAGCCCGCGGGCGUAUCGGACCUUGUACGUUCCCCAUCACACUCCCAACCAACAACUCCCACUCUACACACCUUCCCCUUUCCUUCCCACUCCCCACCCAAAGACCCGACCAACCCUAACUCCCCCUUCCACCAGCCCUCAGCAGCGACCUGCGCCCCCGGCGCCUCCUCUUCUUCCUCCGGCAGCAGCACCGACAGCAGCAGCGCCACCUCCUCCGCCUCCGACGCCGCCUCCUCAGCAUCCGAGUCCGCCAGUUCCGCGACGUCCAGCGCCAGCGAGGCCGGCAGCAGCGCGAGCUCCAGCGCCGCGGCCGCCGCGACGGACAGUGACUCGGGGGCCUCGGCGAAGGGGCUGGGAGCGCUGGGUGCGGGGUUGUUGGGCGUUGCGGCUCUGCUUUGA
Messenger RNA from Cyphellophora europaea CBS 101466, 642 nucleotides. RefSeq lists its product as uncharacterized. The transcript is spliced from 3 exons. Lineage: Eukaryota; Fungi; Ascomycota; Eurotiomycetes; Chaetothyriales; Cyphellophoraceae. The coding region runs from base 1 to 642 and encodes 213 amino acids. The record is from RefSeq and is a predicted model, not a curated record.